Messenger RNA from Anopheles maculipalpis, 2224 nucleotides. Its product is annotated as zonadhesin-like. Gene Ontology annotation, cellular component: membrane. The coding region runs from base 12 to 2219 and encodes 735 amino acids. NCBI's taxonomy places the organism in Eukaryota, Metazoa, Arthropoda, Insecta, Diptera, Culicidae. The record is from RefSeq and is a predicted model, not a curated record. The transcript is spliced from 3 exons.
AGUUCUCUACCAUGUGGAUAUCAGGCAUACAGGGACUAACCCUGCUUGGUUGUUGGUGUGUAAUCUUCUUGACCGAUUCCGUCACCAGCUUAACCGAACAACGACGCUUCGCCCUUCCUGGCCGCCGUCCAGCAAUGAGACAGUUGGUGGUGCAAUGUCCUACACCGUACUUUGUCAACGGUGAGGUGAAAAUUCGAAACCGAGGUCGUAUGGUACGGUUCGAUUGUUCAUACGGGUUUAAGCUGGUGGGCAAUCGGUACUCCAACUGCCAAAAUGGACGCUGGGACACCACCACACCAGUUUGUGUGAAGUCCGGAUGUGAUAUGCUGCCGGAGGUCGCUUCCGGUUACGUGCUGUACGAGAUGAACAAAGCGUCUGCGUGGCUUUCAUGCUUUGACGGAACGGAACUGGCCGGAUCACGGAAUACGUACUGCAAUGGAACGCACUGGGAUCGUCCGUUGGGUGUUUGCCGUCGAACGGGUCAGUCAACGGCUACAGCGUGCGACUUUGAGGCGGAAUCACUGUGCGGCUGGUCGAACGAUGCACUACACGACUUUGAUUGGAAACGAAGCGAUGGCACGCUAAACCCACGAGCACUCCGAACCGGUCCCAAGUACGAUCAUACCACGAUGCAACCGAAGGCAGGACACUUUAUGAUCGUCGAUUCGGGCGAACAGUUAACGAACGAUACGGCACGUUUCAUUUCGCCCAUGUUCGAACCGGAACUUAGCAUCGGGGCGUGUUUUCAAUUCUACUAUCACAUGUACGGCGAAUCGGUUGGUACACUGAACGUGUACGUAAAACCGAUGACCAGCGAUCUGUACGAUGUGAAGCCGGUGUUUGUGCUGCAGGGAAAUCAGAAAAACAUUUGGCACGAAGGACACGUGGAGGUCGCACAGCAAACGGAACGGUUUCAGAUCAUCAUCGAAGCAAGCCUUGGACUGCGGUACAAAAGUGACAUUGCGAUCGACGAUGUGAGCCUGCUGCAGGGUGACAGCUGUCGGGUGGCAGUUGAAGAUAGUGAAGAUCCACCAUCGGAAGCGGAAAACUUGCCGGUGAAGAUUGAUUCGUGCGAGAACCGGUGCGGGAGUAGUAUGGCAGCUGUGUUAAAUGCUAGUGAUACGAUUGUGCACUGCGAUUGUCACGAGGAUUGUGUGACUGGUGAGACCUGCUGUCCAGACUAUCGAGAACGGUGCGUUUUUGAAGUUGGUGGAAUAGUAGUUAGUAACGCUAGUACGACGACUACUGUGCCUAUGACGUCUACAACAACGACCACUGUACCAGCGACUUCUAGUACCGCACGUUCUACGGCUAGUAGUACAACGAAGCAAACAACGGUUACUACCACUACUUCUACUACAACGACUACAACUACUGCUAAACCGACGACUACGCCGACGACAACGACGACAACGCCAAGAACAACGACAACAUCAACUGCUGCCACAUCCACCACGAAGAGAUACAAUCUACGUCCAUCAAGACCCAGCUUUGUCCCAAUGACCAAUAGACCUCGGAUAACUACUACUACCACCACAACUGUUGCCACAACAUCAACCACAACUGCGCCCUACUCUCCCGCUACGUCCACAACGAAAAACCCCAUCACUACCACCCAAUCCGAUAUAGUGUUCCAACCAACAACGGAAUCCACAACAGAAGAGGUGAUCGUGCCCGAUUUAACCAUCAAAUUGACAGUCGAGAAGCUGCGCGAAGCGCCCAACUUGAUAAAGUUUUUUAUCUACGCCCUAUCCACAGUAACGUUUUUCGUGUGCAUCCUAAGUGUAACGUACUUUUACGCCCGAAAAUCACGCACCAGUGUGUUGGCCCGGUUGAAGGAGAAAUCGCAAAAGAGUGGCUUUGAGGAUAUCCGCUUUUUGGCUGGCGAGGAAGAUUUAGAUUUCAACAUUGGCCAUGGAGGAGAAGCAGAGGAGGAAGAGGAGGAAGGUGGAACGAAAAAUCCCAAAUCGACGAAGGAAGUGAAGCAAACAACGGAAGCGAAACGUGUGUCCAAGAAGGACGCCAAAACGGAUGCGGUGCAAACACAAAAACAAACACCGAUUGCACAUGUUCGCAAUGGAGAUGAGGACACCGAUAAUGAUGACUCUUCGGAUGAUGAAAGUGGUAGUGCGAAAAGAAGCCACUCAAAGGCAAACAAAAAACCGUAUCAGAAGUAUGUAAAAUACCAUGACGAGGAUAUGGAAUCGACCUUACUGUGAGGAGC